GAGAAUGACCUGCCUAUCUUCUAUAUCAUUACUGAAAGGGUAAAUCAAGGUCCUCUAGAUGAGAAUGUAAACCAAACAUCAUUUAGAAACGCAAGAAAUCUGAGAUUGUUUUUUAUGAUUGGUGUUUAACAGUUUAGAUUUGCUACACUCUUAAAAGUUAAAGAGACAACCAUGAAGAACCUUUAACGUCAAUGGAAACUUUCUGUGGCAUAAGAAGGUUCUUCAGAUAUUUACAUUAAGAAGAAGAAGAAAAAACUCUCUUUUAGAACCUUUUAUUAGUGUAUAAGGUGCAACUUUAAAAUGGACAGUAUUUGGAAUAAGUAUAUCUUUUUUUAUCUAAAUCACAGAUGACAGCAUUCAAAAUGUGUUGUAAUGAAAGUUUAAACAUCUAACUGGAGAUAAAAUCAUAUCAGGUGGUUCUGCAUUAAUAUCAUCCCUUGAAUAUUUAUGAAGAUACGGAAAGUUUGAGCUUCCAGGAAUCUGCGUUCUGAUUGGUGAUGGUGGGGAUUUAUGAGCCGUCAAGCUCAGUUGAAGAUCUGUAUAAAGCUGAGGCUGUCGUCAAACUGAAGCACAAACACACAGAAUCAGCAAACGCCUCCUGUUCUGAGUCCUUGGUUUGGUUCUAAGUGCAAACAUGUUCCUGAAAAGCGGAUUUGUUUUACUCCUCGUUUUGGUUGCAUCUGUGUUUGGAACAGAUCAAGAACCUGCACAACCAAGACGAGCACGGUUCUCUGCCAACAGCCCUACUGAGGUUGCCCGCUGUCUGAACGGUGCUCUGCAGGUGGGCUGCGCAGCGUUCGCAUGUCUGGAGAAUUCGACCUGCGACACUGACGGCAUGCAUGAGAUCUGCAACGCCUUCCUCAACACUGCUGCGAUUUUCAAUACAGAGGGUAAGACGUUUGUGAAAGAGAGCAUCAAGUGCAUCGCCAACGGUAUCACCUCUAAGGUCUUCCAGACCAUCAAACGCUGUUCCACCUUCCAGAAGAUGAUUGCUGAAGUGCAGGAGGAAUGCUACAAGAAGCUUGACAUCUGCGAGGUGGCCAGAUCUAACCCUGAGGCCAUCGGAGACGUGGUCCAGGUGCCCAGCCACUUCCCAAACAGGUACUACAGCACACUUCUGCAGAGCUUGAUGGAGUGCGAUGCAGACACCGUGGAGGUGGUGCGAGCCGGGCUGGUGGCCAGACUCGGACCUGAUAUGGCCACACUCUUCCAGCUGCUUCAAAACAAGCCCUGCCCACCCGAACCUGCUGCCGCCGGGUCUUCUGGGAUGGAGGGCCACACCGGCUUCCGCUGGGCUCCCAUGUUCAAGAUCCAGCCCAACCUGCGCAACAGGGACCCCACGCACCUCUUCGCCAGGAAACGCUCAGUUGAAGGGAGCUCUUAGAUUCACAUCUUCACAACUCUCCAUUUGGAACAUGCAUCAUGCUGAUGUGUAUGUGGAAGAUGAUAAUUAGUAUGCAUUAAAAAUGUAGUUUUAUAACAGGACACAAUGGAAAUCUUUGCUUAGUUCACAAAAACCAACAACUACUUGAUUCUUUAAUUGCAUUACAUUCAAUAUACAUGCCAAUGUAAUUUAUAGAAGAA
This is a messenger RNA of Carassius carassius (crucian carp), 1584 nucleotides long. RefSeq names its product stanniocalcin-like. Bases 635 to 1384 code for a protein of 249 amino acids. Gene Ontology annotation, molecular function: hormone activity. The record is from RefSeq and is a predicted model, not a curated record. The transcript is spliced from 4 exons. Gene Ontology annotation, cellular component: extracellular region. Lineage: Eukaryota; Metazoa; Chordata; Actinopteri; Cypriniformes; Cyprinidae. Gene Ontology annotation, biological process: intracellular calcium ion homeostasis.